Messenger RNA from Cryptomeria japonica (Japanese cedar), 486 nucleotides. RefSeq lists its product as uncharacterized. The coding region runs from base 142 to 486 and encodes 114 amino acids. The transcript has 4 exons. NCBI's taxonomy places the organism in Eukaryota, Viridiplantae, Streptophyta, Pinopsida, Cupressales, Cupressaceae. The record is from RefSeq and is a predicted model, not a curated record.
UACCACUGUUCGCACUCUGCGAAAACAAAAUUUUUUGAAAAAAAAACAUGUAACGAUCUUUUUGAAAAAAAAAAGCAUUAACGGAUAGUUCGCCGACCAAACAAGUGUAUUUAAAGCCAGUCAAGACCUUCAUUGCUCUGUAUGUAUUUUCAAGCGAGUCAGGACCUUUCUUCUUUUCCUUGUUGUAAUGCACUGUUCUUCAAUUUCAGACAGAUUUUAGCAUAUGGGUCUGCGGAAGAGUCCAUGACGGAUGAUAAAGAAUUCUUCAUAUUAACCUCUUCUUCCAGACAGAUUUUAACAUAUGGGUCUGCAGAAGAGUCCAUGACAGAUGAUAAAGAAUUCUUCAUAUUAACCUCUUCUUCCAGAGUUUUUGGGUUGAGCAUUUGUGAAUUAAAAAGUUUUCGUCUAAAGCCUUGUGUAAUCUUAGAUGAAGGUUUGAACAUAUGGAUCUGCAGAAAGAGAGUUAAACAUGGACAACAAAUAUAG